Messenger RNA from Verticillium alfalfae VaMs.102, 624 nucleotides. RefSeq lists its product as hypothetical. The record is from RefSeq and is a predicted model, not a curated record. NCBI's taxonomy places the organism in Eukaryota, Fungi, Ascomycota, Sordariomycetes, Glomerellales, Plectosphaerellaceae. Bases 1 to 624 code for a protein of 207 amino acids. The transcript has 2 exons.
AUGAGGAUACGACUUCCCUUUGCCGGCACCUUCUUCGCCCUCCUCCUGGCAGCCGCCUACCUAGGCCUAACGCCGCUGCACCUCGAGACGUACAUCAACGACAAGGUCCUCCACCUCCUCACCUUUUUCCUCCUGACGACCGUCUUCUACUGGAUCCUCGACACGACGCGCCGCCGCACCCUCAACCUCACGCUCCUCGUCUGCACGGCCCUCCUCGCCGUCGGCUCCGAGCUGCUGCAGGCGCUGCUGCCCAACGGCCGUGUCUUCGACCUGUUCGACAUCGCCGCCAACGUCGCCGGCUCGCUCGCCGGCGUCGGCCUGUGCACGUGGUACCACAAGCGCAUGCUCGAACGGAGGCGCGCGCAGCGGGGCUACGGCGCCGUCGCGGGCGAGGACGACGGCGAGGAUCUCGAGAUGGGGGUCGGCGGGCCGCAGGAGGAUGGCGUCGUCGACGCUGCCGAGGCGCGCUCGCUCGAGGAUGAGGUCGACAACUGGGAUGAGAACGCCGUUGACGAGUGGGAUGAGGACUUGGGCGGGGAGGACGUCGCGGCGGGCAGGGGAAAGGAGGCCGCUGGUGCUGGUGAUUCGGGUGAUAUUGGCGACUCGAAGAAACGCAGCGAUUGA